Messenger RNA from Exaiptasia diaphana, 1575 nucleotides. Its product is annotated as THO complex subunit 3. NCBI's taxonomy places the organism in Eukaryota, Metazoa, Cnidaria, Anthozoa, Actiniaria, Aiptasiidae. Bases 1 to 975 code for a protein of 324 amino acids. Gene Ontology annotation, biological process: mRNA export from nucleus. The transcript is spliced from 11 exons. Gene Ontology annotation, cellular component: THO complex part of transcription export complex. The record is from RefSeq and is a predicted model, not a curated record. Gene Ontology annotation, molecular function: protein binding.
AUGGCGGCCAACACGAGUAAACUCGACUACUUGAACGAAAUGCGAAAAUAUUUUGAAAUUAAUGGAAAAACUAAAGAUUUUAUAGCUCAUAACUCCAAGGUUCAUUCUGUGUCGUGGAGUUGUGAUGGCAGGAAGUUGGCAUCAGGUUCGUUUGACAGAACGGCGUCGGUGUUUCURUUGGACAAAGAUCGUUUGACUCCAGAUAACAAGUACAAAGGUCACAAUGAAAGCGUUGAUCAACUGUGCUGGCAUCCCACCAAUCCUGACUUGUUUGUGACUGCUUCUGGGGACAAAACUAUCCGAAUAUGGGACACAAGAAGUACAAGGUGUGCUCAUGUUGUAAAUACAAAAGGAGAAAAUAUCAAUAUUUGUUGGAGUCCUGAUGAAAAUACUAUUGCAGUUGGUAAUAAGGAUGAUUUAAUAACGUUUGUUGAUGCAAAGAGUUUUAAAGCAAGRCAUGAUGAACAAUUUAAAUUUGAGGUGAAUGAGAUUUCAUGGAAUAAUACAAAUGAUCUAUUUUUCCUUACCAAUGGCCAUGGCUGCAUCAAUAUCAUGAGUUAUCCAGAUCUGAAACCAUUACAAACACUGAAUGCUCACCCAGCCAAUUGUAUUUGUAUCAAGUUUGACCCUACAGGAAGGUAUUUUGCUACAGGAAGUGCAGACGCACUUGUUAGUUUAUGGGAUGUCGAUGAGCUGGUCUGCGUGAGGACUUUCUCCAGGCUAGAUUGGCCAGUUCGAACGCUAAGCUUUAGYCACGACGGUCAAAUGUUGGCUUCAGGAUCAGAAGAUCUCAUUAUAGACGUUGCAAUGGUAGAAACUGGGGAACGGAUAUGUGAAGUUCAGUGCAAUUCGCCCACGUUCACCGUCGCUUGGCAUCCAUCUAAACCUCUACUGGCAUUUGCUUGUGAUGAUAAGGAUAAACACGAUCGAGAUGCGGGGACAGUACGACUGUUCGGUUUACCAAAUAACUCUUAGUACGACCGAAGUGUGCCAUAAAGUCCGUCUGAACAAUACAGAUCAGGAGAUGGUCGGAUUGACCGCCACAGAGGCCUCAGCCCACAAUUUUAUCUUAGCUAAAAAGAUAAAUGAUGCGGUCGAAUUUUUGAGAAUAUAGACAAAAAAGACUCGUCUGUAGGUGUUUUUAUAUAUAUGUCAGUGUUGCCGGAAUAACAAGUAUUUUCGAGCAUUUACUUUAUUUUCUUUGCCAUAAAUGCACAAAAACGGCUCCAAUGGAUUUGAAAACAAUAUAUUUUUUUGUUAUCUCAGACGUAAUUUUUUUUCUUUUUCCUCGUAUAUUGAAAGUAUUUGACCAGACCUGCUAUACAAUGRCAGAUAGUCUGUAAUGACUUAUAAAAAGGUGGGCGAUUAAGCAGUUUUAAGUAGUUCAUUAUCGUUGAUUUACUCAGUUUAUUUUCCUCAAAAAYACAAAGRGGAAUGGAAGUAUUCAGUUGUGAACCGCCCACUUUUUUAUAUAUUCAAAGUACUGGAAGGCGACACUGUCAACAUACAAAUUUAUCUUUGUCUGUGCCUUUGUCUUUSUAAUGUGGUUGCUAUUAAACAAAGGUUUCACUCUAA